AUGAGCACCAAGUCAUGGCAAGUCCGAGUCCAGCGCGACCUCACGGAGCUGACCAAGGAGCCGCUCCAGGGCAUCCAGGUUUGCACCUAUGCCGACCAGCUCGACCAUAUGUGCCUCGUCCUCUCGCCGCUCAGCGGCCCCUACGCGGGCGUCAACCUCCACCUCGACGUCCGCAUACCAGCUGACUAUCCUCACGGCCCUCCGCAGGUUAGCAUACAGACGCCCGUCCGACACCCCAACGUCUUCGACUCCUACAUCUGCUGCGACAUCCUCAACCCGGUUUCCACGAGGUAUGACUACAAUCCUCAGGGCGGUCAUUGGCAAAUCUACAAUGGCGGUUACAGCCCGGGCUACUUGCUCAAGUACCUCUUUCUCCAGCUUCUCAGCUUCUUUAGUAGCAAGUUUGUGCAGCAGGACUAUGGUGGCAAGGCAGUGGAGCUGGAGAGCUAUUCCCAAAGGGAACGUAGCUUUGACCCCUUGGAUCCAUUGGAUUGGGUGAAGCGCUACUCGUGUGCUAACUGUGGAUUCAAUGUUGCUUUUCCUGGUGUGAAGAGCGCUCCAGAGUCGACUACUGUCACUAGUCCGGCUAUGAUUGAAGGUGAGUUUGAUGAUCAUCUCUCUCUGGUGGAGAGUCCCAACCUUUUCGAGAGGCUGGACACUGAUUGCUGCCUCGAGAUCGUGGACAGGCUCUCAGACCAGGAUGCCAUACGGCUGACUCGGGUCUACAGAGGCGUGAAAGAGCUCGUCAACUCGGAGAACUUGCUGCUGCGCCGGCAGCUGGUUUGCUUCUUUCUGCGCAAGACUUUCAAGGAGAGCGACACGGUCCUGGGGAUUGGAGUGUCGUGCCCCGCCGGCGGUGGAAAGCCCUUUGUGGCAGCGGUUGAUCUCUUCUCAUACGAGGCGUUUAACAGCCAUGGCGUGAGGAAGGGCAUCACGGGCGAGGAUUUUGAUUACUUCCUCCCGCUGGUUCUGGACGAGGAUCACUUCCAGCGUGCCAGACCGCUGAUAGACGACUCGCUCAAGAGCCUUGCUCUCAGCUUCCCCAGGAAACCGACGGCUUCGGCAGCGCCAACUUCGGUGGUUCUCCAGACGCUGCCUGCGCUGAUGAACACCAUGGUUUUCACGCUCGUCCAGUCUUGCGAUCAGCAGAAGAGCGAGCUCAGCAACCACACAGUUGUGCACGCCUCGGAGAAGGCACUACAAGGCUACUGCCUGCUGUUCCACCUCUUCUCCAAGCUGGUACGGGAGCACCAUUACCUGAGACGGGAAAUUCAGCGCAAGGUUGACGCGUUCAUCUCCAAUAUCGAGUGUCGCGGCAAGGAUCACGUCCCCGACCUGGGCGAGUUCUUAACGUAUUUGCUGGUAGCUCCCAAUGCCGUGGAGUGGGACAAAGUAUGCGGGCUGUUCUUGGGCGAGAUUCUCACCAGGAACACCCUCUGGGCCCUGCAGAAGAAGCCAUACCUCGCGUACGUGGAGCCGGACAACUUCCCCUCGGAGGUCCGUCUCCAGCACACGUUUGAGGCAAAUGCCGACGGCCUCAGGCUGGUGAUGUUCCAGAUUUGCUUCUUCCGUAUGACGAGAUCAACGAACUUCGACCAGAGGUACGGGUUCCCAUCGGGCGAGAUGAGCGCGCAGCUUCUCCAGACCAUCAAGGACAUCUACAGCGUCAAGGCAUACGAUGUUUUCCUCCGGAUCUUUGGGUUUCCAGUUGAUCCCGCGGGAUGGAAGUGGAACAUGAUCAAGCUUCUCAAGCAGGCCAUUGUCUCAAGCGAGAAGAAAGGGUAUCAUGUGGUACGCUACUCGAAAGAGGAGCUCUAUAUGCUGCGAAGACCCGUGGAGCCGAACUGCCCUCCUCCGCCAGGAUGGAACAAUCCAAGGCCCCGUUAUAUUGCCACUAAGAGUUUCUUCCCGAAUGAGAACAAGCGUCAAGCUCCCGGACGGAACCAAGGAGAUCACAACAGGCGAAGGUGGUGA
This is a messenger RNA of Selaginella moellendorffii, 1974 nucleotides long. RefSeq lists its product as uncharacterized. The record is from RefSeq and is a predicted model, not a curated record. Bases 1 to 1974 code for a protein of 657 amino acids. Gene Ontology annotation, biological process: protein polyubiquitination. The transcript has a single exon. Gene Ontology annotation, molecular function: ubiquitin conjugating enzyme activity. NCBI's taxonomy places the organism in Eukaryota, Viridiplantae, Streptophyta, Lycopodiopsida, Selaginellales, Selaginellaceae. Gene Ontology annotation, cellular component: nucleus.